This is a messenger RNA of Trypanosoma brucei brucei TREU927, 1695 nucleotides long. RefSeq names its product cyclin dependent kinase-binding protein, putative. Gene Ontology annotation, biological process: regulation of cell cycle. The coding region runs from base 1 to 1695 and encodes 564 amino acids. The record is from RefSeq and is a predicted model, not a curated record. NCBI's taxonomy places the organism in Eukaryota, Euglenozoa, Kinetoplastea, Trypanosomatida, Trypanosomatidae. The transcript has a single exon.
AUGAACGAUCUGUCCGCAGUCGGCGACCGCAGCAGCAGCGCAGUGACGGAAGGUAGUGCAAUCUCUAGUGGCUCUGGUGGCACCGCGGCGGCUACAAGCAGCGAUUGUACUCCAACCACCUCCCGUGCUCGAAGUGUGGUUCAGGAGCAGCUGUCUCGGACAACUUCACUUCUUGAAGAUGUCCAUCCGUGUGUGCAGGCAACUGGUGGUGACCUUGGUAAGGACUCGACGAGUGACCUGGGUUGCCCCUAUGCGGUUACAGUCGGAAGGACGCCCCACCGGGAGCUGGGGCCGCCCCCCUCAGGGGGGGGUUCGGCGACGACGCUAAACACUGGGAAUUCUGAAGUCCCUGCGGCGACGCAUCUCCCCCAACAAGGCGGGGAGCAUGAGCUGAACCUCGAUGCGUGCAUUCAUCCCAAACAAGUGGCCUUUCUCACUGGAAUCGGGGAAAUGGUACGGCAGCAUGCUCGUCAGCACAGGCAGCAGAACCGCGCCACCAGGAGACGUGACGACGCCUCGGCAUGCAGCAGCUCCUGUUCCGACACAGAACGUCAUGCAGCCCGACUUUCUGUUGGAGCACUGAUUAGCGCUGAAGGACAGCGCGUUCGCAUGCAUCUUGUGCAGGCAGCAGCUUCGGCGUCGUCAUCUGGUUGCCAAGCGGACAGCAGUAGCUCCGAAAAACGGAGUUGCGAGGGAAUUUGUGGCCGCUAUCAGACAGCCUUCAGUCUUUGCACAAUUAUUUCUGCCUUUCAACCCCGUAAGGCUUCCUAUUGGCAGGAUGACCACCUUGUGGAGCCCUAUCACGGCGAAAGUUAUGGACCCAUUGCACAGCGCUCUCGUUUCAAUAAAAGCGAUGACAACAGCGUUAGUGGGGAAAGGGACGAUGAUGUUAACAGAAGUGGUCCCGCGGCCGACGGUGGCCUUCUGUGCAAUGCCGCGUCCUCCGCGGAGAACGGCGACUAUAACGAUGAGAACUUUGAACCAGCAGACGGCGCACCGAGCGAUGUUGCGGAUGAUGAUCGUGCGAUGAGAUCCUACGGCAAGAUGCUGAUCCACAAUGGUUGUCGCAGCGACAAUGUCUUUAGUGACGCCUUUUUCCUCGAUAAGGGCAACAUUACCGGUGGAGAGCGACGCAAGAAGCUGAUCGUUUUGCACUCCUACCGUGCCUCUGUUAUCUCUUUUGUUGACAAAAAAGUUCUGAAGAAGGACAUCAACAAUCACUUCUACGUUCAGCACCCAGAGUUGGAGGUUCGUGAAAUCAAGCUAACUCACAUGCGAGCUAUACGCACGGAUUUGCUGAAUCUCGCGUUGGAAGAGAAUUCUCCAGUUGAAUUAGCCACCGUGGCGUAUGCAAACUGGUACUUUGAGCGGCUUAUCAUGCGCGGAAUGGUUGGUAAGCGGAACCGUCGUCUUGCGCUUGCCGUCUGUCUUUUGUUGGCAAUCAAAUUUGUCGAGACAGGUGAUGUACACCGCAAGAUACAGUAUCUGAAGGCGCGCAUUCGGCACGACGACGCAUUCAAGGGGGUGACGUGGCAGAAAACACAAGAGUGGGAGUUCUGUGCGUACGUUGGGCUCGAGUUUACACUUCUUCCUUCCCCCGGAAACCGUGUUGUCGAAACUCACCUGGAGCGGUUACUUGCUCAAGUGAACUUGACAUCCCAAGAGUAUUACAGUAAGAAGUUUGCGUGGCCCUAA